Hevea brasiliensis (rubber tree) is the source of this 744-nucleotide messenger RNA. Its product is annotated as glycine-rich cell wall structural protein 1.8-like. The record is from RefSeq and is a predicted model, not a curated record. The transcript has 6 exons. Bases 1 to 744 code for a protein of 247 amino acids. NCBI's taxonomy places the organism in Eukaryota, Viridiplantae, Streptophyta, Magnoliopsida, Malpighiales, Euphorbiaceae.
AUGGCAGGGGCUAGGAUAGGGGUUUCAAUGGCGACUUCAUGUUGUGGUGGUAGUGGUGGUGAAGGUGGUGGUGGCAAUUAUGGUGGCGGUGGUGGGCUUGGUGGUGGUUGUGGUGGUGGUGGCGAACUUGGACUGGGGGUAGGGUUUGCUCUAGCAGAAGAUGCUGCUAAAGGACUGGUUGGAGCUGUUUGCUGUCGAAGUGAUGGUUCUGGAGGAGGUGAUGGAGUGGGUUCAGUGUCUGCUGCUGGUUGUGCAGUGUCAGAAGGUGGCAAACUGAAUCCAGUUUUGGAUAGGUGUGUGGCAUCAAAAUAUAGAGUGUCUGAAAGUGCUGGAAGAGGCCAAGGUAGUUUUGAUACCUGUGAGGCUGCUGACAUUUUCUUUUUGCUGGAAGAGGGUGAUUUGGCCUGUGGGGUAGAGGUAGAAACGCCAGCCUCAUGUCGUUUGGAGGUUGAAGUUUUGGGGUUUUUAGGUGGAGGCUCUGACAGUGGAGUGGUGGGUGGUUCUUUGCUUUUUGAGAGAGGAGGUGCAGAAGCCAUGGGUCGGGGGAAUCGGGGUUGGGAGGCCGCAUUGCCAAGGGCGAAACUUGGAGAGGGGAAGUUUGAGGGGAAUGAGGAGGCGAUUCCAUUAGGUGUUGAUGGUGAGAAUGGAGGAGUUGAGGGAGAAAAUAAAGGAUGCAGAGGGAAGCUAGGGCAAAGGCGGCGGAAAGAUGAGUGGAGAAGAAGGGGAGGGGUAAUGCCGGGAUAA